Scomber japonicus (chub mackerel) is the source of this 2302-nucleotide messenger RNA. RefSeq names its product capping actin protein of muscle Z-line subunit alpha 1b (gene capza1b). Gene Ontology annotation, biological process: actin cytoskeleton organization; barbed-end actin filament capping. Gene Ontology annotation, cellular component: F-actin capping protein complex; actin cortical patch. Bases 36 to 896 code for a protein of 286 amino acids. The transcript is spliced from 10 exons. The record is from RefSeq and is a predicted model, not a curated record. Gene Ontology annotation, molecular function: actin filament binding. Lineage: Eukaryota; Metazoa; Chordata; Actinopteri; Scombriformes; Scombridae.
CAGCUGCGGGGUGGGUGGGGUCACAAGGAGCCAAGAUGGCUGACUUUGAGGAGCCGCUGUCAGAUGAAGAGAAGGUCCGCAUAGCGGCCAACUUUGUGACUCAUGCCCCACCAGGAGAGUUCAAUGAAGUCUUCAAUGAUGUGCGGCUUCUUCUCAACAAUGACAACCUCCUCAGAGAGGGGGCAUCACACUCCUUUGCCCAGUACAACAUGGAUCAGUUUACUCCUGCCAAACUAGAGGGCUACGAUGAGCCGGUCCUGAUUACAGAGCAUGGUGACUUGGGUCAGGGACGCUUCUUGGACCCCCGCAACCGUGUGUCCUUCCGCUUCGACCACCUUAGGAAAGAGGUGAGCGACGUGCAGCCAUAUGAAGGAGAGUCAGCCCUGAAAGGCUGGAGAGAUGCCUGCGAUACUGUCCUUAGUGCCUAUGUCAAAGAGCACUACCCUACUGGAGUCUGCACGGUAUAUGGGAAAACUGUUGACGGCCAGCAAACAAUUAUAGCCUGCAUUGAGGGACAUCAGUUUCAACCCAAAAACUUCUGGAAUGGUCGCUGUAGGUCAGAGUGGAAGCUAACCAUUGGCCAGUCCACUGCUCAGGUGGUGGGAGUGUUGAAAAUCCAGGUACACUAUUAUGAAGAUGGGAAUGUGCAGCUGGUUAGCCAUAAGGAGGUAGAAGAGUCAAUACCAGUAACUAAUGAAAGCCAGACGGCUAAGGAAUUUGUUGACAUUAUCGAGAACGCUGAAAAUGAUUACCAGACCGCAAUCAGUGAGAACUACCAGACCAUGUCUGACACCACCUUUAAAGCCCUGCGUCGCCAGCUGCCUGUCACACGCACUAAAAUCGACUGGAAUAAGAUCCUAAGUUACAAAAUUGGCAAGGAGAUGCAGAAUGCGUAAUGGAAGGUCAGGGACUGACCAGGGAGAUGUACGCUCCACUGGGCCCACAACCCACCUAUACAUGCGCAAGGACUUACCAAAGCAAAACUAUAUCAGUAUGGGGCAACAAAUUAAUAUUAAAAAAAAAAAAAAAAAAAGCAAAACUGAAGAUUUGCAGACUGUUAGGCACCGGUAUCUGUCUGCUAUAAGGAAGCUGUGGUUAUGAAGAUAAUCAUGGUUUGGAGAAAGUGGUUACUUCUGAAUGUGUGUUGUGAAAGAGUUGUGGUGGGUCGGUGUGCAGGGCUGUGCUCAGGACUGCUACACUGAGGAAGUCAUUCGUUCCUCGAUUUUCCCAGAAAUUACGGCUUUCAAAGAUUCAGUUGUCAGAAGUUACAAUAAGAUAUUUUUUCGUUAUCAAACUGAUGAAAGUGGUGAUCCCAGCACACAGGGACAGGAACCAGGACCGCACAAGGCAGCUGAUGAGAGAAAUUAAGCACACCAUUAUAUAUCAGGGUUUGACUUUGAAAAGGAAGGUAUGAAUUGUUUGAAGGUUUUUGUUUCAUUAAGGGGUUGUCAUGUAAGGUGGAAUUGGAAAUCAGGUGCAUCAUUAACACUGACGGGAAAAGUCAGUAGUAUUCGUCUGACAUUUUAAUUAGUCCCAACCUCAUAAUAUUACUUAACUUACAUGGAACGCAGUUAUAUUGUGUUAAUUAAAUUGAGUUUAUGCAGCUGUUAACAUUUAGCAGUAGCACAAUCCUUAGCAUAGCUCUGUCCCUGCACUGUAGACCUGUAUGUUUGUCUGUGUCUGUCAGGGCUGAGGGAAUGUUUUUUUUUUUUUGUGCUCCCCUGAUGUACGUGUCUCCACCCAUGCAAGCUAUGAUGACUGAAACAAGAUAAAGCGACUAUUACGCUUCUGUAUCUACAGUAAAAUGCAUACUCUGUUCUCUUUGGCAACACCACCUCCAUCGCUGUACAGCUUUUUCUUGUGAAAGGAAACAUACUCAUAUUAACCAAGAUUUAUUUGCCAAAAUCUCUUUCCUAUGGUAAAGAACUCCAUCCUCCAACCCAUGUAUGCAAAUUUCUAUUUUAAUACGUUGGUUUUUGUUGGAGUCUUAGAAUAUUGCACUCUUAACUGUAACAAGUUGUGUAUUUGGUCAAUGCCAAGUGAACGCAAAGCAGUCGCCAUGUAAGGCAAGAUCAUAUGUAUGUGUGUGUGUGUGUGUUACAUGACUUCUGCAAGGCCACAUCAUACUGUCUGUGUUACAUUACUCCUUAGCAAGCUGACUUUGGAUCAGUUACUUGUUAGCGAUACUAUGUGCUGUGUUCAACCCUCACACUAAACUACAACUGUGUGCCGAUCAGUUAUACUGUAAAGUUCAAGACUGUACUGCCCCAUUCUGUUGUACGAAUAAAUGGACUGAACAUCU